Porites lobata is the source of this 4831-nucleotide messenger RNA. The record is from the annotation of a GenBank genome assembly. Lineage: Eukaryota; Metazoa; Cnidaria; Anthozoa; Scleractinia; Poritidae.
AUGCCGGCUCCAACUGGAGAAGAAAGAAGAAAAUGCCAUGCAGCGCGGGAUAGUUACUUCGCUUGCCUAUCUUUGAACGGUAACAGUGAAGAAGCAUGUAGCAAAGAGAAGGAACUUUACAAUAGCCUUUGCCCUGCUGCUUGGGUAGGAACAUAUUUUGUGAUUUGUAUAGACUGUAGACUUGCCACAAGUUAUGAGCCUGAGAAAACAGCCGACCUUUGGCGACCCUACCACUGGUUACAUUUGGCGGGGAAACCAGUGGUAGCCUCGCCAAAUGUUGGCUGUUUUCUCAGGCCAGCCACAAGUCGACCUCACGAGUUUCUAAGCUAGCGGAGCGAGCUUUACAAAUUUAGGCCGCGAAGCGGCUGAGCGAGCGAGGAAGCCGCCCGAGGAAUCGGACGAAGGACUUUUUUGAAAGUCCUAUUAGACUGGUGCAUCAUUCCUGGUGUGUUCAACCGAUAAAAUCGAUAAUCCAUAGCAUUCGGUAAAAAUCAACUGAUUGUUAUCGCAAACUAUCGAUAAAAUCGAUAAUAAUAAUAAUAAUAAUAAUAAUAACGUCUUUAUUGAAAAGCAUCCGAUAAAAUUACAUAUCUGAUGUUACAGUAAAAAAUACAUAUCGAUAGAAAAAAAUUACAAUGACUAAGAUGAAUAAAAAAGAUUAAAUUGAUUAAAAAUACAUAUGGGGUAUUGGGAUAUGGGGUAUUGGGGUAUGGGGUACAUAUGGGAUAAAAGGAUCUGAUGUGAGUUAUCGAUAAUUAUCGAUUCUUCAGUCAUUGUUAACGAUUUUAUCAAAAAGUAUUGGUUUUAUCAGUAAGUUAAUCAUUUGUAGCAUCGAAAUAGAUUCUACACGAAUACGUUUUAUUUUUUUAUAUGUGUAAUCAAAUGGUAACGAGUGAAAUUAGGGAAUAAUUUCACGCGCAUUUUGUCCAAAUCCUUAUAAUUUUCCGAGCCUUUAGGCGAGGGAAGUUAUUAGGAUUUGGACAAAACGCAAGUGAAAUUAUUCCCUAAUUUCACAAGUAUACCAUUUGAUUACCUAUAAUCAUGGGGUGACGAAUUACAUUAGCAAUCUUGGAUUUUUGACAUGUUUAUCCUGGAUCGUAUCGAUCGAGAACUCUACUCUCUCAAAUGUUUAGACCUUAAAUUUGGCUUAUAAAGUUCAGACUUUUUCAGACUUUUUCGGCAAAAUACCUGUUAGAAUUGUUCUUGAUGUUCUCUUGUGUGUUCAGGUUUUCUAAAGCGUCUUUUUGUGCCCUGACAUCUUCAUUCACGGUGUUUUAAAAACUUCAUCGCCAUCUUGACACUGAGUCGUACGGAAGGGUUGCCAUGGCAAUUUUGUAAUUUCACAUGUGAAAUUACAAAUUAACGCUGAAAUUUCGCUCCAGAAUUAAGGAGUUAUUUGUCACCUAUGAUAUUAUAAUGUUAAUUAGUUAGAGCUGAUAGUAUUUUAAUUUAGUGUCCCCUAUUAGUAAUGGUAACAGGACUGAGUGGAGUCCAAUUCGGUCUGUAAUCAUACGAGUGAUUAACAAAAUCGGACGACCGCGUAGCGGGAGUCCGAUUUGUUUAAUCACGAGUAUGAUUACAGACUGAAUUGGACGACACGAAGUUCUGUUACCAAUUAAUCAUAACUUUAACAAAAUUUGUGAUACAAUAGGCUAUUUUUCAAACCAAAACACAAGAAAUUCGAAAUCCUGUUUUGCUAGCAGUGAAAAAAAAAGCCAUUUAAGCGCGCGCAUGAUGAUGCGUACUGUCCAAUUACUUAGGCAUGACGCGUACUGUCCUAUUAAACUGUCCAAUUAAGGCUGAAAUCAGGGCAGUUGAGAGCCAAUCAGAUUUGACAAUUUUGUUAUAGUUAUGAUUAGUAGGCCUUACAUGGCCAGCUAGAAGACUUGACACUGAAAUAAAGUUUAUCAUCAUCAUCAUCUCUAACGAUCAACGAUUGAUAAAUCUGAUAAAAACAAUAAAAUCAAGAAACUCAGCACUUGGUAGCAUGUGAGUAUCAAUUUUUAUCGAUUGGUUUUUAUCAAUAAUUGAACACACCAGGAUCAGUGAAAUCCAGCUGCACCCAUGUCAAACCCCCAGGCUAACAACCCCCGGGCUUUACUCUUUUUUUUCCUUGUAUGGCAAAUUCCUGGAGACUGAACACAGGCUGCCAAAUGCCCCGUGGUGGGGAUGAAAAAAGAGGGCAAAUGCCCUGUCCUCAAUCAAAACUACAGCAGUUUUCAUUGAUUGCAAAGUCGAAUAGUGCCACUUUAAGCAUUUUAAUGAACAAUUUUUUGUUUCAGUUCAUGGCUGCCUUAGUAAUUUAGCGCUAUUUUGUGGCAACACCACUUCAUGAAUCUUCAGAUUUCAUUAUAACUCUGUCUUGUGCUGUAAACAUACCUGUUCUGGAAAUUUUAGUAAGAUCUGUGAAAGGAAGUUCUUCAAAUAAUAGAGAGAUCACAGUAGUAUUAGAAUCAUCAAUGCUAAAUUUCCUUAAAAUCCUCUAUCAACAAAUUUUUCAUUCAAUAGCCAAAAAGAAACAUGUCGAUUCACGUCAAUAGUUCCUGAUUUCGCUAUGUAAUUCUGGCUUGAUACGCAAGAAAGAAAUGCAUUAAUAAAAUCUAGAAAACAUGCCUUAAAAACUUCUUCAAGUUUCCCCUUUGCUUGACAGAUGAGCCAGAAGAGUAAAUUGAAAUUGUCGUGAACAAAUUGAAAUUGCUGUGAGUAGAAUUGAAAUAAUUAUUGCUGUGAGUAAAUUGAAAUUGCUGUGAGUAAAAUUGAUAUUGCUAUAACACUUUUUGGCCACCGUAGUUUUAGCCUUAACAUCAAUAAAUCAUUCUGCAUAGUUUUCUCUGCCAGCCCACUUGGUACAGACACCCAGAUAAUACAGACACCAUGACAUGUCCCUCGGUGUCUGUAUUAACUGGGUUUCACUGUAAUUAGCCUGCGUAGCAUGGCAGUUUUGUCAAGCUGCGACAUUUGCGCUUAAAGUGCCCAUCUCCUUGCAGUUUCUCUGCCCUCCCACCUUUAUUACUUAGUGCGCCCAACCAAAACCGCCGUGCUACGCAGGCUACACUGUAAUAACAUCUAGUAUUGCUUUGAAAUACUGUUAGCAGUUAAUUACUCACUACAACAGAGGCAACAGACCAAAUGAAUGAUUAUAUAAAAGUCUUGAGAAAAUAAGAGCGACAACAAUGAUGUGGCACAGUGGCUGUCUUAGAAGAAAUUACAUUCAUACUGUCAUGAUGGAAAAUGAAUUACAAUGUAGUAAGAACAUAUUUUUCCUAAGGUCAUAAUCACAGAAAACAAACGACUGAUUAGGAGGUAAAAUUGCGAGUUUUUUUCCCACUGUGAUCAUCUCUCGAUCAGGAUUUCAGAGUAUGAAUGUUUGAUUGUGUUAAAUUGAGCCAUUUUUUGCUUUGUUCAAUUAUGUUCAAUUGCUGAACAAAAUCAAACUCAAUCCAUGAAUUGAGUUCUGUUGAGUUCAAUAUGAAAUGUUCAUUCGAUUUUGUUCAUUUGACUACCCUAGGAAUAUUUGUACAUGACAAAUGUCAUUGGGGCGGGGGAUUAUUGUCAGAUUAUUGUCCUGUUACUUAUUUCAGGUGACCUACUUUGCCAAGAAAAGGGUUUAUGAUGAAUACAAGAAGAAACUUAACACUGAAGGGUUUAAACCAAAAGAUGAACAACCACCACAAAACAGCUAACAGUAGAUGUGUUUACUUUAUAUGGCAUUUCUGAUUUGGCUUUUCCUGAUAUGAAGCCUCAUCAACCAGUGUUUGAUAGCUGCACCUCCUGCUGAAUGUGCCACUGCCUACCACAAAGUUUGCGAACUAUAUCCAUUAUGGAGUCCAUCACAUAACACACUACUGGAUAGAUAGUUUGAGCAUAAUUCAGCAAAUGUGGCCAUUCCUCAAUUUACAAACUUCCAUUAAGACACUGUGUAUAACAAUUUAUUUUUUUAUUCAAGGUACUAAAUCGCUAACGAAAAGCUUAGCUUAUACCCUCUGAAAUUAUUUAGACCACGUCUACUGUUGUGAUGUCCAGUUUGUUUGAGUGAUCUUUCUUGGCUCCCAAAUCAUACUUCUCAAGCAAAUAUAGUGAUUUUCCUUAACCUGUGAAAUAAGUAGUAGAAUUCUACACACUAUUGUACACUAAUUCCAUUGUCUUCCUUUCUUUUCUUGUGGCUAUUUUGCACUAGUUGCUAGUAUCUGUUUCACAGGUCAAGUAAAAUCACUCUAGUCAUCUGCAGGUAGAGACUGUAAACAAGAAUAGGAAAUAACUUUGCAUUGGUUAUCUUUUUCGAUAACUCAUAAAAGAUUAAGAUUCCAAACUAAGGGAUGAUUUAGCUACUUGGAAUUUUAUUUGCAUGAUAAAUCAGUGCAUUACACGAGAGACUACCUGUAAUUGGCAGAGCUUACCGAGGUGGAGGCAAGGAGACACAACCUCAUGAGAGGAGUCAAGCUAUUUUUCAAAAAAGGAAUAAAAAACUUUUUGCUGUGUUCUAGAUUGAGGUUUUUCAUAACCUCACCCUCUUUGUGCGUGCUUGGUAUGUGUGUGUGUGUGUGAUUUCUUUUAAUCACAGGCCAUGUAAACACAGAAACUUCAUUCCAGGGUCUCAUCCUUUUCUUAGAUGGCCUGCUGAAAGAAGGCAACAUCUCAAAGUCGAUAGCCUGUGUGGUAGUUGCAAAAAAAGGGGGCGCUAAUCCCCUUUCCCUUUUUCCUCUCUUCCCCUCCCCUUUCGACGUCUGCUGCGCAGGCUACAAAAAUCGACGAAAAAGAAGGUCGCCAAGGCCCAAAAAAACUUUUUGGAGCUCACCCCCCUUAUCUAAGCGUCUGGAUGACAGGCCCCCCC